AUGACUCGACUGUGGGCGCAUGCGGUAGCCACCAUCUUGCUGGUGGCGGCCGCUCGCGCCUACCUCGUGCUCGUCCCCGACUCCGCCCGGCCCGGACACGUCGUCCUCGACGCAGCUGUCUACAAACUCGGCUCAGAGCGAACCUACACCAUCGACGUCCAUCGAACAGCUAACUUCGUCCAUCACAUCCUCAGGGUCAACAGAACUACCGGUCUAGUCACACUCCGCAAAAGACUGCGUUGCGAUGGCGUUAUGUACCCAAACCUCUUCACCUUCUACGUAGACUCAACGUCAGAGAGAAUCAGAGAUAUAGAUUACUACAGCCUGCCAAUCAGAGUGCUCGUCACUGGAGAGGAUUGCAGUAGAAGACACGCUGAUCUUUACGACAUAGAUUUCGAUAGAGUUUAUGACCAAAGCGACUCAGCUCUACAGUAUGAGGAAGAGCCUAGUAGAGACAAAAGGGAAGCAGUGUUCUCAGAGAGAGAUAAUAUAGACUGGAGGUUGUUGGACGCGGAAGAAUUAGUCUCUAGUCAAUACAGUGUCUUUUCUACCGCAGAUCCAUGGCAACACACUAUCUUUGAAGAUUUUGCAGCGAGAAAUAAAAGUAGGAGGAAAAGAUCUCAUUCUCUAGUACCUUUUGACAUGGCCAUAGAUGUAAAAAUAGCAGAAGCGAAGCAGUGGAUUUCUGAGACAUAUGCAAGUUUUGCCAUCCCUACCACAGAUAGAUGGCAAGGUAUUUGUUUGAAACAGUCACAAUUUGUGAAUUCUCUAACAGCUUUCUUGCCAAGAACAGUUCAGAAGAGUUGCAAAGUGCAGUUUUUGGAUGUCAGUGACCCACGAUUUACAAUAGAAAAUAGUCAGGGCGACUUGGUUGCUAGUGAUGACGUGUGCAUACAAGAACCUAUGUGGAAAGUUUCUAUUCUUUUUACUUUUAAUUGUGACCGGACUAAUAUAAUUGAUUCGGAUCACAGAUUGAAGAUAGUGUAUCACCAUCAAGAGCUGAAUGACACUGAUAUCGCGCGAAGAGUGAAGCGGGAGUUGCGCAAUCAGUCUCCUUACUUCGAGCAGGCUUUGUACAUGGCUUCGGUAGCGGAGGAGCAGCCUCCAGGGGUCGUCGUCACUACUGUAAGAGCACGUGACCCAGAGAACAGUCCAGUGACAUACUCCAUGUCGAGUCUCCUGGACUCCCGGUCUGCGGGCAUGUUCGCCGUGGACUCCCGCACUGGAGUGGUGACCACGCAAGCCCGGCUGGACCGGGAACGGCUGGACGUGCAUUACUUCAGGGUGGUCGCGCAGGAUGACACCUUCCCGCCUAGGAGUGGCACUACGACUUUACAGAUCAACGUGCUAGACUGUAACGACCACUCGCCAGUGUUCGAGAUGCAGCAGUACGAGGCUUCGGUGAGGGAGGGCGCUAGUCCUGGGACCACGGUGCUCACCCUGAAAGCCACGGAUCAAGACAUCGGGAAGAAUGCCGAGGUGGAGUACUCCAUAGAGUCGGUGACAGCUGAAACGCUUUCUGAAAACACCAACGAAGCCAUACAAAGUAGUGGAGAGCAGACAUCAUCAGAUAGUCAGGAUGUGUUCCGAGUAGACGGCAGGAGUGGAGCCUUACUCACCAGGUCAAGCUUGGAUAGAGAGAAGGUCGCAAGAUAUACAGUGAUAGUGAAGGCUACUGACUUGGCCAGCCCUGUAUCAGAUAGGCUUUCAAGCACAACAACAAUCCACGUAAAUGUUUUGGAUGACAACGACAACUACCCUCAGUUCAGUGAGAAGACGUACACGGUGACUGUGGAUGAGGACAUCAGUGUAUCUGAUAAUCCUGUCAUAGCCAGAAUUAAGGCGACAGACGCAGAUAUAGGAUCUAACGCAGCCAUCCGCUACGCCAUCAUAGGAGGCAACACUCAGAUGCAGUUCUCUAUAGACAGUCUUAGUGGGGACGUGUCUCUGGUUAAACCGCUGGAUUACGAGCAAGUCAGGAGCUACAGGCUGGUCAUCAGAGCACAAGACGGAGGCAGCCCAUCUCGCUCCAACACCACUCAACUGCUAGUCAACGUAAAAGAUGUGAACGAUAAUGCUCCAAGAUUCUACACGUCCCUGUUUCAAGAGUCUGUCAGCGAAAAUGUACCCAUUGGGUACAGUAUUGUUAGGGUGCAAGCGUACGACGCCGACGAAGGAGUGAACGCUGAGCUAACUUACACCCUCACGGACAAAGAGUAUGGCGGUAACAGUGACCUGCCCAUCACAAUAGAUCCUAGGUCUGGCUGGGUUUAUACUUCAACACCCUUGGAUAGAGAAGUGCAGUCGAAAUACCAACUUCAGGUGACAGCAACAGACGGCGGCUCUCCACCUCGUUCGGCCACAGCGUCCGUCGUUGUCGUAGUACAAGACGUCAACGACAACGACCCAGUGUUCGCUCCCGGACAGUACGACGUGGAGAUAGCUGAGGACGAGCCGCCCGGUACACCACUUGUCACUGUCACCGCUACUGACGCCGAUGAAGAUAACAGGCUUCAUUACGAGAUUACUGGUGGCAACACUCGCGGCCGUUUCUCCAUUACAUCACAAAAUGGCCGCGGUUUGAUCACGGUGGCUCAACCAUUGGACUUCAAACAAGAAAGACGAUACGUAUUGACGGUCACUGCUACGGAUAGUGGCGGAAGGUCCGAUACGGCGAUGGUGCAUAUCAAUGUUACUGACGCUAAUAACUACGCGCCCGUGUUUGAAAAUGCACCUUAUACUGCUGCGGUGUUCGAAGACGCGCCAAUUGGCACAACCGUCCUAGUUGUAUCAGCUACGGACAGUGACGUCGGAGUGAACGCACAGAUAACGUACAGUCUCAGUUCAGAGAUCUCCAACGAAGCAGUGGCCCAUCAUGACCAGGAGUUUGUCAUCAACCCGCAGACUGGAGCUAUCACUACGAACAAAUUGUUGGAUAGAGAAACUAUGAGUGGUUACCUUCUCACAGUCACAGCCAGAGACGGUGGAGUGCCAGCAUUGUCUGACACUACUGAUGUGGAAAUCUCAGUGGUGGACGUCAACGAUAAUGAACCGGUGUUCAAGCAACAACUGUAUACUGCUACUAUAAUGGAGGAUGCAUUAGUAGGCACAUCAGUUACCCAAGUUAGCGCAACAGACGCAGACGUAGGUCUAAACGGCCGCGUUCACUACGAACUUGAUAGCAAAGACCGAGAAGAAGGCUCUUUCGUCAUUGAUCCCGCCUCUGGAGUCAUCCGGACUAACAAGCCUUUGGAUAGGGAGUCAGUGGCCACACACGAUUUGAAGGCAUUGGCGAUUGAUGGAGGAACGCCACCACAAAGUUCUUCUGUGAUUGUCCACAUCAAAGUGGAAGACAUAAACGACUCGCCGCCAGUAUUUGAGAGCGAUUGUUUAACUUUCUACGUUCCUGAGAACAGUCCUAUCGGUACUACAGUUGGAGAGAUAUAUGCACACGAUCCAGAUGAAGGGGCUAAUGCUGUUGUUCAUUAUUCUAUCAAAGGUGGAGACGACUCCAACAGCUUUUCCCUUGAAACUCGUCAAGGCUCUGACAAGGCAGAACUUGUCACUAUGGUGGACCUAGACUAUGAGAGUCCUAGGAAGAAAUACGAACUGAUCAUACGAGCAGCCAGCCCUCCGCUGUGGAACGAUGUUCGAGUUGAAAUUCUAGUGACAGAUGUGAAUGACAAUGCUCCAAUGAUGAAAGACUUCCAGAUCAUCUUCAAUAAUUAUAAAGACUGCUUUCCAGUGGGACCAUUUGGCAGGGUGCCGGCGUUUGAUGCAGAUGUCACUGAUAAGCUUCAAUAUCGGAUACUCUCUGGGAACAACGCAAACCUCGUUCUACUAAAUGAAACAACAGGCAGCAUGACGCUGUCACCACAAUUAAAUACAAACGUGCCAAAAAUUGCUACAAUGGAGAUAUCAGUUAAUGACGGAGUGAACGAAGUAAAAGCGAUGAUGCAACUAACCGUUCGUCUUAUAACCGAGGAGAUGCUAUUCAACUCAAUCACAGUGAGACUGAACGAUAUGACAGCGGAACAGUUCUUGUCUCCGCUACUGGGCUUCUUCGUGGACGGCUUGGCGGCGAUUAUACCUUGUCCGAAGGAAAACAUCUACGUUUUUAGUGUACAGGAUGACACCGAUGUGACGGGCAACAUUCUAAAUGUGUCUUUCUCCGCAAGACGGCCCGAGGCUGAGAUAGGAGUGGCGGGGGACACAUCGCAGUACUACUCGCCUACCCACUUGAGGGAAAGAGUGUAUUUGCAUCGAGCUACUUUGGCUAGGCUGGCUACUGUACAGGUGUUGCCAUUCGAUGACAAUGUGUGCGUCCACGAGCCCUGCCUUAACUUCGAGGAGUGCCUCACGGUGCUCAAAUUCGGGAACGCGUCAGGUUUCGUCUCUAGCGAUACAGUUUUGUUUCGCCCGAUCUAUCCUGUAACUACGUUCAGCUGCCAGUGUCCACAUGGAUUUACAGGUUCAAGAGAACAUUAUAUGUGCGACACAGAAGUGGACCUGUGCUAUUCUUCGCCGUGCGUCAACAACGGAACUUGCGUACGUCGCGAGGGCGGGUACACCUGCGUCUGCGCAGCGGGAUUUACUGGCGUGAAUUGCGAGACAGUGCUCACCCGUGCGACUUGCGACAUAAAUGGCGACGGGAGUAUUUGUCGCAGUGGUUCUCAAUGUGUGGCGAGAAAGGAAGGCGGUAUACUUUGUCAGGGGUGCACCAUAGACGCCGCCUAUACUACUUCCAUGUGCGAACUGAAGGCCAGGAGCUUUCCAGCAUCUUCUUUCUUGACCUUCCCAGGGUUGAAGAGGAGACAUCGAGUGCAUUUGAAGUUGAAGUUCGCAACCCAAUCAACAUCCGGCCUCCUCCUCUACAAUGGUCGCUACAAUGAACGCCAUGAUUUCGUCGCAUUAGAAAUGAUUUCGACAGGCGCGGGCGCCGUGGGGAGGGCGGGGGUGAGGUUCACAUUCGCCCUCGGAGGAACCAAAACCGAAGUCACGGUGGCUGCUGAUGUAGCUGACGGCAUGUGGCACACGGUUGAAGUGGACUACUUUAAUAGGACUGCGACAAUGGUCCUCGACGACUGCGACAAAGCACUAUCUCUAAAUGGCGCUGCUUCCCUUGGAGCAAAGUACGCAUGCGCUAACUUCACGAGGAAAGUGCUUCCCCCAAGGUGUGAUAUACCCACUGAAACUUGUCACAGAUUUUUGGAUCUCACUGGCCCGUUACAAAUCGGAGGUCUGCCAAAUAUCCCGAGCAGCUUCCAAGUGAAGAACAAGGACUUCGUCGGAUGCAUCUCAGACUUCUACAUUGAUCACAAAUUCGUCGAUCUGAACAGCUUCGUCGCCGACAACGGCACUCUAGCGGGAUGUCCAGAAAAACGUUCUCAAUGCAGCUCCGCGCCCUGCUACAACGGGGCCGAGUGCACCGACCUGUGGGACACCUUCCUCUGCGACUGCCCCGAGGGUCACACGGGCAAGGACUGCGGGGAAUCAACAUCACCACCAUGGCGUUUCAGCGGCGAUGGAAUGUUAUCGUUCAACCCUCUUCUUAGACCCAUACAACUGCCUUGGCUCAACGCUUUCUCACUGCGCACUAGACAACAAGACGCCUUCCUUAUGUCCAUACAAGUAGGACAGAAUAGCAGCAUUCUAAUUAGUUUAAAAUCCGGUCUCCUUCACUACUCCUACAACGGUGAAUCCAUGUUCCUACCAUCGACAAUGCUAUCCGAUGGCAACUGGCAUCGCGUUGAGAUCAAAUGGCUCGGCACCGACAUCUCAGUGACCAUAGACUAUGGAUUAAGGACUGCACUAUUGCCAAUGCUGGCCAAUAAGGUGCAAGGGCAGUAUAUAGGGAAGAUUUUGAUUGGCGGACCGGAUUCUACGGCGGGACUUUUGGCGUCCGAAGUUGGUUAUUUCGAAGGAUGUAUACAGGACGUCCGCGUAGGAACGGCCCAGGCAUUGCUAAGUCGGCCUACCGUCCGGGAAAACGUACGGGAUGGGUGUGCGUCCCGAGCUGAUUGCAUGCUGUCCAUCUGUCCACCUUACAGCAAAUGCGUGUCUUCAUGGGACCACACUUGGUGCGAGUGCGAGCACGGUCGCGUCGGUCCGCAUUGCAUUCCGGCGUGCGAUUUCCACCCGUGCGGGGAAAACGCUAGGUGUAUACCUGAUGACAGUGCGAAGGGUUACAAUUGCCAGUGUGAAGACGGAUACAAUAUGUCGGACGAAGGUUGCGUAAAAGCCGGCAGCGCGGUGUGCCCGGGCGGCUGGUGGGGCGGCGCGGCGUGCGGCCCGUGCGCCUGCGCGCCCGCGCGCGGCUUCCACCCGCACUGCCACCCCGCCACCGGCGCGUGCCGCUGCAAGGAAAACCACUACAAGCCCGAAGGCUCGGAGCUCUGCCUACCAUGUCAGUGCUACGCGGCGGGUUCUCUCAACAGUUCGUGUGAAACAUUCACCGGCCAGUGUCACUGCCGCGACGGCGUUAUAGGGAGGGCUUGUGACGCUUGUGCUAACGCCUAUGCUGAGGUCGCACCUAAUAAUGGAUGCGAGGUGGUCUAUGAUGGAUGUCCUCGAUCGUUUUCUCACGGAGUGUGGUGGCCACGAACUAAAUUUGGUAUAGAAGCUUUCACAGACUGUCCUGCAGGAACCAGUGGCAAGGCUACACGAAUGUGCGACGAAACACAUGUUAUACCCUGGCAGGAACCGGACAUGUUCAAUUGCACCACGUCUACGUUUUAUCAACUUCGUAAACAGCUUAACAAAAUUCAAACUGGUGAAUUAGCUGUCAAUACAUUCGUCGGAGUAAGACUAGCUGAAGACUUAACAUCGGCGUGUUUGAACACACAACACCUAUACGGUUCUGAUAUCCUGGUCGCCGAGGGGAUCCUGAUGGAGUUACUGCAGUAUGAGCUCAAACAGGCUGGUUUGAAUUUAACACAUAGUCAAGAUAAGGAUUAUGUGAAGAAUAUAAUAAAAUCAGCGAAUACGAUUCUAAAUCUUGACUACGAAAAAGAAUGGCGCCGGAUACGUCAGCUAACAGGCCAUGGCAUGGAAGAGCUUUUGCAGAAAUUUGACAAAUACAUAUCGGUACUUGCUGAGAGCCAACAUGACACAUAUACCAGUCCUUUUGAAAUCGUCACCAGUGAUUUAGUCAUCGGAGUGGACAUAGUCACAGCGGAAUCGAUUUACGGUUUCGAGCCCACCCAGCUCAAUCGCUACAACAUCGAGUCUUACACGACAGAACGGGUAAUUCUACCCGACACAUCGGCAUUCCUACACUCGCCCAUACAAACCAGUUACUAUGGCAACGGGAAAAAUAAGAAGAAAGUCUCGAGCCCCACCGUUUCGUUUCCAAAGUAUAACAACUACGUGAAGAAUAAGAACAAGUUCGAUAAGUUCACGAGGAUUUUGCUGCCUUUAGAUCUGUUGGGAAUUGCUAAUAGUAAUUUACAUGAAAAUCUGGAAAUGAACUACGAAUCCCGAGCUGUUUUCUCGUAUCUGCAAUACUCUCGUAACACCUCCCAAUUAAUGCCUUUACGAAUGGACGAGUCAGUCAGUCAGAGAUGGGGAGUCAACAUCACAGUUGGCUCGCCUAUCAUACAGGUGGCGCUGUACGUGCCCGAGUAUGUGUGGAUGAGGGAAUCUCACGACGGGAAAGAGGAUAACUCUUUGGAAAACAAUAUGGACGAUUUGGAAGGAAUAACAUACACAAACAAAGGCCAUCAAAAUCACGUCCCUAAUCACAUCAACACCAACCCACAAACUAAAAAUAUUUGGUCUCAUGAUGAUGAAACGAACCAAGAAAAUCAUGGUCCAAUUUUGAUUCAACCAGCGUACAAAAAACAAGAAAAGAGUUCAUACACUAACGAAAACUUACAAGAAAACGAAGCUUCCUUUGUUGCUGAUAAGAUAGAGCCAGAUGGUCCAAAAGUCAUGGCGUUAUCAAUGAUGCCAGACGAUGGUAAAAACAAAGAUGGCGGCAAUUCCACUAAGGACGUUUUCAAAAAGUUGAUAUAUAAAAGCAUGAGUGGGAUCAGGUUGAAGAGACCCGUAAGGCUACAGUUAUGGCUUGACAUUGAUGUAGAAACGUUUGGCUCAAGAACCAAUCCACAGUGUGUUCAUUGGUCUACGAUAAGAGGAUUUGGCGAAUGGUCCCGAGUGGGUUGUCACACUGAAAUCGACUACGAUUGGUCGCCGUACUCGGGAGAGCCAUUGCUCAUCAACUGCACUUGCAACCAUUUGUCUACCUUCGCUGUUCUUGUUGAUGAAGUCGAUAUUGAGUUCAUCCCCGAGCCGUCUCUCCUGGAAUCCGUGACGUCAUACACCGCCUUCAGUCUCUCCUUGCCACUUCUGUUCGUAACAUGGGCCGCUCUGUGCCUCAUGCGCGGUGGAGCGGCGACGGUGUCGAACUCCAUACAUAAACACCUCAUCUUCUCCAUUUUUAUGGCUGAACUGCUGUUUCUCAUCGCUUUGAAGGCUAGAUCGUCACUUGUGCAAAAUGAGUUCGCGUGUAAACUAAUAGCCAUGGGCCUACACUACUGGUGGGUGGCCGCUCUUGGUUGGAGCGCGUGCGACGCUUGGCAACUGCGGCGGCUGCUCCGGGAACUCCGAGACGUGAACCAUGGACCUUUGGCUGCCCAGUUAGCUGUGGGGUACGCGGCCCCAGCUGUGGUCUUGGCUUUGGCGGCCAGCCAUCAUCAACACCAAUAUGGAAACGCGCUAUUUUGCUGGGUGAGCUGCCACGAGCCGGUGGUGUGGUGGGUGGUGGUGCCCGCGGCGGCGAGCGCGGCGGCCGCGCUGGCCAGCCUGGCGGGCGCCGCCGGGGCCGCCUUCACGGUGCGCGACCACGUCACUGGCUUUGGGAACUUGAGAAUGCUGUUAGCCGUCAGCAUCGUUUGUUUACCACUAGUCUGUGCCGCGUGGGCCAGUGCUUUGCUCCUUGGCAGCGAGACCGGCGCCCGGCGGGACGUGCUGAGCUCUGUGCUGGCCGCGGCCGUAGCUUUGCACGCCGCGGCCGCCGCACUUGGCUACAUAGCCUUCAAUAUAAGAGUCAGGGACAACCUUAGGCGAACAAUCCUCCGAUGCCUUGGAAAGAAAGUCCCGCUAGCAGAUACUUCCAUUAUAGUCAGUAGCAGUGCCCAAAAUCUAUCUCAGAUCAACAGAUCGGCACUGGCGUACCACAGCAGCACAGAGCCAGGAAGACAGCUCCGUAACAUCGGGAUUUCAGCUUCGUCGACCACGUCCCGUUCCACUACCAAGACCAGUUCGAGCCCAUACAGUCGCAGCGACGGUCAACUUCGCCACACAAGCACAUCGACGUCUAACUACAACACCAGCGCUAGCGAUAUGCCCGCCUAUCUCAGAGGAUUCGACUCCUCUCUGCACUCUCGGAAAGACGAUGAACGUCGCCGUCGAAAAGCAGCAAGGGAAGAAACUGCGGGCGGGACAGAAGAAGCGACUGAGGGGACCGACAGCGACAGCUCCCACAGCGCCCGCAGCCUCGAGCUGGCGUCCUCGCACUCCUCGGACGACGACGAGACCAGCACAAGGCGGUCACGAUCUACUCACCCGCCCUCAGCUACCAGGGAACAUGUCUCAAGCAGCGCGGGCGGGUUCCUGCCGAACAUCACAGAGGGCGCGCCGCUCUCCACGUCGCGGUGGCCGCCGCACAUCAGAGAAGAAUCGAACCACCCAGAAAUGGGUCGAUGGUCUCAAGAGACCGGCUCGGACACGGAGGGGUUGAACCCCAAUAUGGCGUCGCCGUCCCCCAACCCGCUGCCCAACCCCGACUUGACUUCCGACGUGUACCAUCUAAGGCACAGGAUGAAACCCUCUCUACUGGAGAAUGUACAUGACACGUAUGUCGCAAGUGUGGACGCCUCCAGACUCCCGUUGGAUAAUAGAUACGGCGUAAUGGAAGACGAGCUCAUGUACGGCGUUCUACCCAACGACGCCGAGAAACAAGUGCCCUACGACCCCAACUACCCCAUUUCCCCCACCAUGUACCGACUGCCAACCCAUCCGUACGGCUCCAAGACUUAUCUUCCUUCCAGAACCUCAGACUACGGCUACAGCCCCACCAAAUACCUCAGCCCCGAUUCAAACAUCUACGGCUCCAGAGAUUUCACUAAUGUGACAACUAGGGAACACGAGGGAUACCCCUCGAGGGAUUUCAGGGAUUCCGGUAUUGCCACGAUGCUGAAGAAUGACUAUCAGAGGAAGAUGGAGUGCCACUAUGGAGCGGAUUACGCAGAGAGGAUGUCGGAGGGCUCGGACAAACACCACCCCCACGAUAAAUAUCUGUUCCCUUAUACAGCCGAAGAAGACCACGCCACUUUACGCGCAGGUACCCAUUCACCGCAGACGUUAAGUAGUGACCUGGCACACUCAGGUGAUUCUCAACAGCAAAUGGGGGCGCCACUAGCUAGUAUGGGAGAAACAAGCGAGAAAUCUACUACUGAAGAUGAUGCAGAAACCAGAGUGUAGCUCAAGAAUAGUACAAGAUUUCCUAUGAUUCUCAAUAGAUGUUAAUUUUAUUUUAACUGUAUUUAGUAUUCUAAUAAUUAGUAUUAAUUUUGCAAAGACUGUUGUAUACAAUCAGUACCCACUGCCAUAAUGUAGUAAACUAUUUAUUUUGAUUUGCCUAUGGUUUAAUAAGGGGAAAAAGUGGUUUAAUUGCUGAAGAAAUUAGUAAAUAAUACUCAAUAUAUUUAGAAGGAAAUUAUUUUAAAUGUAUAGUAUACUUACUAAACCUCAACAUCUAAUUAUGAAUUUCACGUUGCGCCAUCUUCCUGAUCAUCUGAGAACUAGAUAAUUUAGGUCACAUUUUUUCAACCAUAUUAAAAAUAAAUUGUUUCAGGACGUGAAACGUAGGAGAACUCGCUGCUUUUCACACAAUAACAUUAAAUUUUACACCUCUUGUAUUACAUAAUCAUGACAAUUGUGAUAAAAAUAUCUUACAAACGAUAACACGUACUUCAGUCGGUCUCAUGACAAGACCACUAAAUACAAUGACAUUGGUGUGAUAGUGUAGUCACCGCACGUGACUAUUUACAUACAUACUUAUGCCUUUUUUUUCUGUACAAAACUAUAGAUUUAAUUAGAAAACAAAUAGAACAAAAUACUGUUUGCAUAGUGUAGUGUAAUUAUCUACCGAAUAGAUAUUACAAUACCGGGAAUAGUGCAAAACUUAAAUUUUUUUGUAGGUAGGUAGUUGUAUAAUUUUGAAAUAUUAGGCAUGGCAUCCAAAGUCACCCUGUAAAUAAUAGAGUACCUAAGAUAAAUAAAUCAAAAGGUCGAUUUGAAAUCAAAUUAAAUAAAUUGGCAUAUUGUUUGUGAAUAAAAUUGGACAUUUAGUAUUUCGUAGAUAUUUGAGAUUCUCUGCCGAAAACGCUUUAUUAAGUUAUGUAUGUUUCGGAUAGACAUUCAUUGGUCUAUUUUAUAUAUAAAACACCAAAACUUCUACUUAUUAUUAUGACCUGUAUCGUUAAUAUAAGAAUUUGUUGCUCAUUGAUAUGAUUUCUCUAUAAUGGUAGUUAGAAAUCAAAAUUAUGUAAGAACUAAAACAACAAAAUAAACGAAUGUCAUAAAGUCAUUUACAAAUUUCAUAUUUGAAAACAUCGCCUUUUAGAUUUAAGUUUGUAUAGUGAUAUACAUAAUUUCAAUGGGAUUGAUAUUUUGAAACAGUAAAGUAAAAUAAAGUAAUGCAUUUCUAUGUGUAUAUAUGAAGUGUUGUGUGCGUUUGAGCAAUUUAACGAAGAGUCCACCUAUUUUGUAUGUAAAUAAUAGAUUUUUACACUUCGUAGCGGUUAACUAAGUAGACAAUGUAAGGAAAAGCUUUAUUUAGAUAACUAUAGAUUCGAUUGCCAUAAUAAUUGUUUAAUGAGUUUUGUAUUAUGCAUGUGUCGUGUGGUUUUGAGAUAACAGGAUGUGUUUGUUAUUUAUUUUUUGAUAAAGAUGGUCAGAGAAUACGAAGUAACAUAAUUAAUUCCUUCUCUCUAUACAGUACUUGAUCAAAACACCAUAUUGAAGUGAAAAAAUAUAAAAUAAA
Molecule: messenger RNA, 12049 nt
Organism: Amyelois transitella
Lineage: Eukaryota; Metazoa; Arthropoda; Insecta; Lepidoptera; Pyralidae
Gene: stan
Product: protocadherin-like wing polarity protein stan
Exons: 53
Coding region: 1-10485 (3494 amino acids)
Biological process (GO): homophilic cell-cell adhesion; G protein-coupled receptor signaling pathway; cell surface receptor signaling pathway
Cellular component (GO): plasma membrane
Molecular function (GO): calcium ion binding; G protein-coupled receptor activity
Source: RefSeq, a predicted model, not a curated record